Perca fluviatilis (European perch) is the source of this 2115-nucleotide messenger RNA. RefSeq names its product ALK and LTK ligand 2-like. Gene Ontology annotation, biological process: positive regulation of ERK5 cascade; positive regulation of ERK1 and ERK2 cascade. The transcript has 7 exons. Bases 638 to 1222 code for a protein of 194 amino acids. The record is from RefSeq and is a predicted model, not a curated record. Gene Ontology annotation, molecular function: receptor signaling protein tyrosine kinase activator activity; receptor tyrosine kinase binding. NCBI's taxonomy places the organism in Eukaryota, Metazoa, Chordata, Actinopteri, Perciformes, Percidae.
UCUGUAGGCUAAAACUCAACUACGCUGUGUGUAUUCGGUUGUUUUAACCAGAAACUGCAGUGCAAUAACUUUUAAAACCCGUGCGUAAUUCAUUUUCAAAGAAUGAUCCUUAAACGGUGCGUAGCCUAAUUGGGUUUCAAUUCCCAUGAUGGAUGUAAAGUGCGCAAUGGCUCUAAAUGAAGUUAUGAGAAUCUGAAGGAUAUGGGUGCGUUUCCACUAAGAUGCCAGUAUUUGCACAGUGUGCUGUGCUGAUUUGACAUUUCAUUGGAAAUGUUAAUGUAGAAAACGCUUCCUGUAACUGCGUAUCGCACAGAUAAAUGGAGUAACGGAAAGGGGGGGGGGGAGACUUACACGGCGUUCAAGCGAUGGUCAGUCAACUCAAGUGGACUUUCCGCUUCAGGAGUGCCAAUACAGUCUUAUUAUUAUCACAGGCACAGCGGAGUAACCCACAAGGGACAGGUCACCGCGUCUGCGAGACAGAAUAAAAUCGGCCAGUGUUCAGAGGAUGACAACAGAUGUUCAGCGAAUACUCAUAUGACUUCAGAAGCUUUGAUUUAGAGGACCAGGCUAUACGGGAACAUAUUUCGGACUGGGCACAAGCAGGAACCUAAAGUUGCGCACAGUUCUUUCCAUUUACAUGCUUAUUGAACGCACGCAAAAGGUCUCCGGUUCAACUUUAUUCCACAAAAGCGUUGGAGAAGGAGUUCACUUUUUCUCUCUCUCCACGGGAGCUAUGAGCGGACUGCGUAAGCACGUCACUAUGCGACUGGUGCUACUGAUAUGCACGCUGACCGGCCACUGCAGCGUGAGCGCGCCGUCGGCGGCCCCGGCGCCUGCUGCAGCCGGCCGGGGCGCGCAGCGGGACUUGAUGCGGAUGGUAGAGAUCGUAAAACACGUGGAGGAGAGCCGGGGUCGCCACAGCGCAAAAACGGAAGCACCGUCAACAUCAAGGUCGAGGACCUCUCCGGUGGAACAGAAGGAUUUACACAACUUGAAAACAGACAGAGGGGAUCAGACUGUCGCCGUAUUCCCCAGAGAUCUCAGAAAGAAGGAGAAAUUCCUAAAACAUAUAACAGGUCCACUUUACUUCAGUCCCAAGUGCAGGAAGCAUGUGUACAGACUCUACCACCACACCAGAGACUGCACUAUACCUGCAUAUUUCAAAAGAUGUGCGCGGCUUCUCACCAGACUAGCCGGCAGCCCGCAGUGCACAGAGGGGUAGCACACACAAGGUUGAAACCAAGCACAAGUUUUACACGAGAAAACAACUUGGGAAAAAGGACAGUAAGAGGGAAGCCUAAAAUACUCUGACCAGCCCCAACUGACAUUAGGCACAGUAUUGCCCUUCAGUGAGGCCUGCUCGGCUAAGGCAUGGAUUACUGCAUCCCACCGCUCUGGCUCGAUGGUUGGCUGUCACCACGAGGAAGGCAACCAGCCAACAAAACCAGACCAAGAUAAAGAUAGUGAAGCUGAAAAGUGGAGAAAGAAAAAGUGGCUGAGAGAAACAAACAUGAGGCAAAUUUUCCUGCUGGCAUCCAUAAAGAUGAGAAAAAAAAGGGAUAUAUUUGAAUAUAUAUUUGAAUUCUGUUUAUUUCCUCUAAGAAAAGGGCAAAAUCCAAAUGUACUAUUUUUCGUAGGACUUGAUUUCUACGAUUGGUUUGCUCUGUACGAGUGCUGUGGGUUGAGCGCAUCCUUUCUACUGCACAGCAGCUCUCACAGACCCCUGGCAUCAGUCACGGCAUAGUUUCACCCACUUGUGCUCACACUGAGAAAGAACUGUGAUUAAAUUAUUAAUUACAUGAACAUUUUCCUGCGUCUUUGCAAGACAUGUUAAAAAAGGAAGUGGCGGUUGUAAGUCACAGCCCUCCUGUGGAUCUUGGUAGAGCAUGGUAAAGUCUAUAUUUAUAUAUUAUUUGAGUUGUCACAAGGUUCCACUGUACAGACUAUAGGCCAUAUGAAACAAGAGAAAUAUGAUGUACAUACUGUAAAGCAAAGCAAGAGGAAUCCAUCUAUCUACCAUAAAUUAAAGUGACUGGCAUUUAAAUGGUCAUUAAAUGGCUGUUAAAUACAAAUAUAUCUAAAAAUGAAAUAUAUUUAAAUAAAUUAUAAGAUUGG